AGUCUUAAUUUGCCCAAAUCUGUGUGUAGUAGGGUUGGAUCAAUGUUUACAGUAUGAGAUGGAACGUCCUUUCAGGAAAGACAAAGCAAUGCAUGCAGUCAUAGAGUUCACACGGUUUACAUCGUACAACCUUACGGACGGCCUCAAAGUUUUCCUCAGCGGGGUUCAGAUAGACUCAACAUGGGGUCAGUGGUGUUUUUUUAUCACAUAUUCCAGUAGUCAGUUAUCUGGCGAAUGUAUAAGGGAAACAUGCCCUCAGCUAUAGGGUGGCUGACCAGCUGCUGAGUGUCUUCAGGCUGUAGAUCCCAGUAUCAGGAAUGUCGUCGAGGGCUUUCCUGCCCUGCCCUGCUAUGCACCACUUACAUCCACCCACAUCUUAGGAUGUCCUGUCAACUCUGUCUCUUGAGGGGACAGGACAAGGGGAGGAGAGGGCUUCAUCUAUCACGUCAGCUGCUUAAACCAAGCAGAUUCUUCAGGAUCCCAAAGCCAGUUUGUUCUUCUCGGUCUUCUGUGGCAACGCUUGCUUCCCAAGCAGGAAGACAGACUGCUAGCCCGCAAGAAUCACUACCCUGACGGACCCGCCACCACCAUCCAUUAUCGAUCAGCAGGCUGUCCACGACACAGCACAUCAUUGAACAUGAACGAGAUAGACUCCAACAACUCCUCGUUCAGUUUCUUCAAUAACACGCCCUGGUUUGUGUACGAAUGCACCAUCGACCUGGAUAAGGAUUAUCGGCGCAUCGCCCUGUUUCUGCUCUACCUGCUGCUGUUCAUGGUGGGCCUGGCUGAGAACAUUCUGGUGGUUUGGGUCAACUGGCGCCGGCGCCACUCCGCCAACGGCGUCUUGUUCUGCGUCAUCAACGUAAGCAUGUCGGACCUGAUGGUGGUUCUGAUUAUGCCCUUCUUCAUGCUGGAAGUGACCCUGGACAAGGUGUGGCUGUGGGGCCGUUUCCUCUGCAAAGUCACCCACCUCAUCUACGUGGUCAACUUCUACAGCAGCUCCUUCUUCCUGGCGUUCAUGACCCUGGAGCGCUACCUAUCCCUGGCCCGGCCCUCAUCUCCCGCCUGCUUCCCCGUGUCCAAGCGCCGCCGCUGGCUCCUCUGCGGUGGCCUCUGGCUCCUGUCCCUGUUCCUGGCUCUGCUGGAGAACAUCCACAUGGACCUGCUGGAGUGGGACGAGCCGGGCUGCUACAUGAUGCCGGAGAACAGCUACACGGAGUGGUUCGUAUCCAUCUCCUUCCUCUGCCUCCUCUUCCAGUUCCUGGGCCCGGCCUCUGUCAUCGUGGCCUGCAACGUGCUGAUAGCCAGGGCGGUGCGCGCCUCCCCGGACGUGGACGGGAGGCGAGACGUGUGGCUGGUGCACGUGUACUCCCUGGUGUUCGUGGUCUGCUGGCUGCCGUACCAGAUGGUCAUGUUCCUGAUGAUGGUGGAUGACCUGGACCCACACGUGUUCAGCUGCAACACUGUGGAGGUGCUCUACUUCUCCUACAGUGUGGUCCAGUGCCUGUCCCUGUUCCACUGCGUCGCCAACCCCAUCCUCUACAACUUCCUCAGCAAGAGCUUCCGCGCCAACCUGAUCAACGCCGUCGUCCGCUACACGCCCCAGGAGGGCCCGGAGAGGCCGCGCCGCCAGGGGUCGGCCCCAAACGCGGGAGCGCCUCGGACGGGCAAAAAGGAACGCAAGCUUAGCAACACGAGCACCAGUCACUCGGACAUCGCUGCCUCGUAGGUGUCACAGUGUCACGUAGAGACUAAACUAGAUAUCGUAAGACCAGGUCCAUGGAGGAAAGCGGAAGAAAAACAAAAACUUUGCUGUUACCAAACGCUGUUAGCAAAGCAUGGGCUGCGUUCACUGGCUGAAAGACAGGCCAUGAGAUGAGAGGCUCUUUUUUUUUAUGGUAUGUGUUGGUGACUCUUGGCUCCAGAACGUCCACCCUUCUCCCAAAAUGAUGUACACACGCAAACUCCCUGUCACGGAUGUCAAUGCGUUGGAUGUAUAUGACCAUCAGCCGAAGGGAAUUUCUAAUCUAAACAAAACAUACAACGGAUGGUGGGAACUGCGCAAGUACACGUUGGUUGAGAACAGUGGAGAAUUGGGUGAUAGCCUUGGCCACUAGGCAAUAGUAAAUGCACGUAAAUACAGGGCUGGGGCGAAAACCCGGCUUGUCUCUCUCAUGUCUCCUGUUUUUCCUCAUUCAGCACAUCACUGUUGUAAACAGAGAAAGGAAGGAAACAUUUGUAAUUUUUUCCCAUCUUAAAACUCCCACAGGAGCUUAUGGCACCACUAUCUAGGAACUUCUGGAGGACUGAAUUGUAGUAAUUAUAUCACAGAGUGAAAUGUUUCUUCACAAACAAAUCGUUUCCUCUGUGCCUUGCAGAUACCUACUGAAUAUAAACAACUUGUAAAAAUGUAGAAGUGCUAUUGAUGAAUAAAACAUUCUUUUUUUACUACAAAAACAUUUCCACAAAAUUCCAAAUUUCCACAAUAACCCUCCACGUUUUACAAAUGCUUACAGUUUCUAGUUAAUGUUUUUUCUAAGAGCUGGGGAAUAUGUCAGUUUCUGAUGUUACAUUAAAUAAAGGUUUUCAAUCUGAAUGGUUGCAUUAAUACAAAAGUCAACAAGAUCCCCUUUUGAUUAUUUACUAUAUUAUAAAAAGCCUACAUGCAUACUACAGUAACUACUGUCCCAGCUGAUUUCUCAGAUUAUGCCUAGUCUAAAUAGCACUUUCAAUUGAUAUUUUUCCUAAAGCUUGCUUUUUAGUACAGGACUAGACUUCUGAUUUUAUUAUGCUUACCUGAGUUAUAAAACAUGCUUGAUUUCUUUUUAAUUGAAAUUAUUAUUCUCUGUGUACUUGAGUAUUUUAAAAUUGUGUCCGGAAUAAACUAUUUGUAUUGGAACAUA
This is a messenger RNA of Esox lucius (northern pike), 2903 nucleotides long. It is a transcript of the gene ackr5, whose product is annotated as G protein-coupled receptor 182. The transcript has 2 exons. The record is from RefSeq and is a predicted model, not a curated record. Gene Ontology annotation, biological process: G protein-coupled receptor signaling pathway. Gene Ontology annotation, molecular function: G protein-coupled receptor activity. Bases 638 to 1729 code for a protein of 363 amino acids. Lineage: Eukaryota; Metazoa; Chordata; Actinopteri; Esociformes; Esocidae. Gene Ontology annotation, cellular component: membrane.